Molecule: messenger RNA, 2628 nt
Organism: Daphnia pulex (common water flea)
Lineage: Eukaryota; Metazoa; Arthropoda; Branchiopoda; Diplostraca; Daphniidae
Product: zinc finger protein Noc-like
Exons: 2
Coding region: 632-2464 (610 amino acids)
Biological process (GO): negative regulation of DNA-templated transcription
Cellular component (GO): nucleus
Source: RefSeq, a predicted model, not a curated record
GGUGAUGGAUGGACACACUGUGUUGUGUUUGAUCCAACAGAGUGUUAAUGAUGGCCGUCGUCCUGGUAGAGCCAAACUAAAAACGGUGAACAGUCGAGCGGAUGUGUAUCAGCUGAUGCGGCCCAUUAGCUCAUCCAUCUCGGGUGUAAUGAGCAGCUGACACACACACACGGCCAGCCAGCCAUUCCCCCCUCUACUCUACUCCGCUUCCACACCAGACAUGGAAGGUAAAGGCAAUCACGGCGAUGGCGGCGGCAGCGGCUUGUCAUCAAUCGAAUGGUUGGGAAAAGAAAAGUGCAUUGGGGACCUCCCUCCUCAAUAAUAACCAUAAAAAUCAUCAAAAUCAAAAGAAAAAAGAGAAAAGAAAGAAAAGUAGGAGGAAGACUAAACAGUAGCCGCCGCCGCCAAUGCGCCACCACGACUGGCAGUCUCAGCAACUUGUGACGAGGGCAGACAACAGACAAACUCAGUCGGCUCCUGAGCUUCGUCCCUGCUGGACGUGUACGUGUUCUCCCCACCACCAACCCCUUUGACUCUCUCCCAAUAAAAGUGUCAAUUGAUAUUUUUAAAAAAUUACAAUUUGGAAAGAAAUAAGAAAUAAGAAAAGUGUGCGAUAUCCCAUCAGCAGAUAAUGCUUACAUCCAACGGCAAUCCGUAUUUGCGACCGGAAUAUCUCAACCCGCCACCACCCACCACGAUGGAUUCGAAGAAAAGUCCGUUGGCUCUGCUGGCCCAGACUUGCAGUCAAAUCGGAGCAGAUCCUCCGGCCGUCAAAACGUCGUCGUCGUCGUCCACUUUAUCGUCCAGCGGAACAACAACAACAACACAACCAACAACAACGGAACGCAAGAAAAGUGAAAGCAAAAGCAGUCCAGUCUUGUCCGUCGACAACAACAACCGAUCCAGCGAUCCGGCAGUCAUCACUCCAACAACGACUAAAAACAAAAAGAACAACAACAACAACAACGAAAACAACAACCGACUGACGCCAACGGAUCGCCGAUCGAAAAGCACUUCACCUAAAAACCCCAAUCGAUCCAGCGGCGGUGGGCCAGCAGCAGCAGCAGCGGCGGGCCAGAAUUUAUCGUCUGCUGGUCUCCCGAUGGAUCACCAAUCACCGACGACAACGACGGCGGCCAGUGUGUCAACAGGAUUGAUGAGUCACCUCCUCCUACACCCGUCACAACAACAACAACAUCCUGGCGUUUCUUCCAUCCAUCCAUCGUCUCACCACCACCACCUAAUGAUGGCGGCAGCACUAGCCGGAUCACCCGAUUCAUCUUCUUCUUCUUCCGUCGCUGCCUUGUCCCUUGCCAACAGUUACAAAUCCCUGAUGGCCGCCGCCGCCGGAAUGGGCGGCAGUGGACCCUACGGAGCCCCUUAUCCGCCUCCUCCGCAUUCAUCUCCUUACGCAGGAGGAGGAGGUGGGGGUUACGGUCCACCUCAUCAUCCGUCAGCCAUGGAUUUCGGCGCCUACGCCAGUGCCUUGAAUGCCGCCAAAUCUUCCUCUUCCGUCGCCGCCGGACACAAUCCUUUUAUCCCCACAUCCACCGCUGCUGCUAUGAUGAGCGGCUACUUGGCCGGCCAUCCGGCCGCCGCUUAUUCCGCCGCUCUCCAGCAAGCCAUGCAACAACAACAAUAUGGCAACGCUGCAAUCAAUCGCGCCGGAUCCAAAUCUGAUCCAAAUCCUCCGUGUCGUGAUCCUUACUGCACCGGAUGCCCAGCCAACAACAACAACAAUUCCGGACCACCACCACCUUCGUCGACAGGAGUUCACAUGGUGUGCACGGCCGGAUGCGGUUUGGGCGUCCAAUGCGACCACCUUAAAGUCCCGAUUUCUGCCCAGCACUUGAUGAUGUCGUCGUCCAGUCCCGGCCCGUCUUCGCCGCACAACAACCGGCCAUACGUUUGCAAUUGGAUCGUGGGUGACAAUUAUUGCGGCAAAAGGUUCGGCUCAUCCGACGAUCUCCUCCAGCACCUCCGCACGCACACGAAUCUCUCGGCGGCCAAUUCAUCGGACGGUCCAGUGAGCGCGGCAGCUUUCGCUCAUCCAUCGGCCCAUCCAUCAUCGAUGAUGCGGGCAGCCUAUCCGACUCCGCCCCUUAGUCCAUUGUCAGCCGCACGUUAUCAUCCGUACGGCAAAAGCAAUCCGGCCACCACACAACAACAACAACAACAACCGAGUAGUCCUUUCCCGUUCCAUCCUCACCAUCAUCCGGGAAUGGCGGCCGCCAUGGCGCAGGCUAUGGCCGCCUCCGCCGGACCUUACGGCCCACCUCCAUCGACGGCAUCACUUUUCCAGCAUUUGAAUCCGGCCCUUGCCCCUUACUACUCUCACCUGUCACUUUUCGCCCAUCAGCAGCAACAGCAGGCGGCCAAUCAGCCGUCAGGGUCUAGACAGCAGCAGGGUGUAGUCCUUCCGUCUGCGGGUCCCGCACCUCCAGGAGGAGCAGCACCGCCUUAAUACAAAACUGGAACUAUUUUGGUUCAGACUCCAAGUGUACAGCCAAUUUGAGUGCGUGUCGAGUGAUUCGGCCAUUUUGUUUUGUUUUGUAAAAAUAGUUUUGACUUUCUCUCCCGUUUGACAUCCGUACCAAUAAAAUAAUCAGGAAAAUUCAAAAGGAAAAA